AUGAUCGGUGAAGAGUCCACCCUGAGCUAUCACAGCAGGUGCAUUGCACACUUGAGAUCUGUGAGCGACGAGCCGGAUGCCAUCAUGGACGAGAACCUGUUAGCGGCGGUCGUCGCCUUGAGGUUCUUUGAAGAGCUAGAUAGUCCGUUCAUCGAUCUCCCCAAUGACAUUGCUGUCCGAGGACUUCAAGUGUUCCUUGAGGCCCAGGCGUCGUCGGCCAUCUCAUCACCAGGGCUACGUCAAGCUGUGUUCUGGACAGGCUUCCGCCAGGAGUUUCACAUGGCAUUCUCUCAACAACGUCCUUUCCGACUUCCCCUGGACACAUGUCAAAGGUAUCGACCCGAAGAAAAUUCGCCGGACUAUGUCUGGGUGAAUUACCUCCUAGUCAUAUGUGCACAAAUUGUCCAGUAUUGCUUCAACGAUCAGUACCAACGGAGCUACACCGGGUACGAAGACCUUGUGGAACGCCGAAACAGGUGGCUUCGCAGUUGCCCUUCUUCAUUUUCACCCGUAUACUUCGAACAGCCUGACCAUAACCGAGGCGAGCUAUUUCCCAAGAUGUGGUACCUAGAUGACUGUCAUAUCGUGGCAAUUCAAAGCAUCGGACUCACCAACAUCCUUCUGGCCGCGUACAGCCCGCACACCGCUCGCAUCGGACUCGCACAUCGACUCGCCAUGUCUCAUAUUGAUUCCACCAUUCGGUCCACAGUACGUGAAAUUUGCGGCAUCGCCUUAUCAAAUCGCCAGUCGCCGACAGCUCUUCUGACCGCUUCGAUCGCUAUCACAUCGUGCGGAGAACGGUUCACUGACCACCUAGAACAGCAGGCUUUGAUGCAAAUCCUGGCUGACAUGAGUCGAGAUUACAAUUACUGGCCAACGACGGCGAUGCAAGAGCGACUUCGAGAGGCCUGGGGAUGGAAAGAUGUAGUAGAAAAUGCACAUCAAUAUGAGGGCCAGUGA
This is a messenger RNA of Aspergillus melleus, 960 nucleotides long. RefSeq lists its product as uncharacterized. Gene Ontology annotation, biological process: positive regulation of transcription by RNA polymerase II. Lineage: Eukaryota; Fungi; Ascomycota; Eurotiomycetes; Eurotiales; Aspergillaceae. The record is from RefSeq and is a predicted model, not a curated record. The coding region runs from base 1 to 960 and encodes 319 amino acids. Gene Ontology annotation, molecular function: transcription cis-regulatory region binding; DNA-binding transcription factor activity. Gene Ontology annotation, cellular component: nucleus. The transcript has 2 exons.